Choloepus didactylus (southern two-toed sloth) is the source of this 1893-nucleotide messenger RNA. RefSeq names its product chromosome 8 C12orf40 homolog (gene REDIC1). Lineage: Eukaryota; Metazoa; Chordata; Mammalia; Pilosa; Megalonychidae. The annotation marks the transcript as partial. The transcript is spliced from 11 exons. The record is from RefSeq and is a predicted model, not a curated record.
UUUGAAAAGAAAAGGUUACAAUCAAAAAUGAAAUUAUUGGGAGUUUUAUCUCCUGCCAAAAAUUCCACUGUCAGCUUAGAUCUUCUUAACCUGUAUAUAGUAAAUCAGAUAUCUUGCAAGAAGGAAAUGUCUGAAAAUGUGAGAAAGCCAAUCCAUGUGAAUAUGAAUAGAGACAUAAAAAUGCCCCUUCGAAGGCAUGAUUUAGAACUUCCAGCGUCGCCUCACUAUAUACCAUCUAAACUCUGCCUUGAUGAAACAGAAAACAAUAUACACUGUCAAAGGCCAGGCAGCAAGGAAGAACUUGACUCAGUCCAGUCAUCACAAGUCAUGGACUCAUAUAGUAUUUUCAAACCUGAGUUCAGCAGAACAGAAAACUGCAGUUUCUGUUCACCAUCUUUUUCAGCAGAAUUAUCUUCUGACAGACAUAUUCCAAAGCAAAACUUUACUCCUCAAAUAGUCCUUUCUAGUCCUUGGAAAGUUGCAUAUGAAAAAAAGCAGAAUGAGCAACCCAGUAAUGUUAAAUAUUCUGAUUCGUUGGUUUCCAAAUUAAAUGAAAGUCAAGAUGCUCUCUGUCCAUCCUAUAAAACAGCACAAUUUGGAACAUUAUUUGAAAGAUUAAAUAGUCCAGGAAAUAGGAAUUUCCUUACUGAAAGACCCAGUAUAAUUAUGGAUGAAGAUUUUGGAAGUAUGGAUAGAAGAAAAGAGUCAGGCUUCGUUACUGAGAAACAGUCAGUGCAGCAUAAUUGGGGAGAAAAUAGAAAUUGCCAUGAAGAUGUGAACCAGUCAAUCCCCAGCCCUUUAUCAGAGAACUGUGACUCUUUCGUUAGCCAAAAUAUGAUCAAUUUAUUAAACAUAGAUCAACAAAGGAUAAAGAAGACAUUUGACAAGUGUGGCUGUGAUGAUAUAGGAGAUACUUGUGCAGUCCCUAGUUUUGGUAAAAACCAUUCCACUGAUGGAAUCAUUAGAAAUAUUUUUACAGUUCCAGAGUUGACUUUUAGUAAUUCUACUUUUAAUAAAACAAGUUAUCAUGAAAAGUGUCAGCCAAACAAGAACUAUCAGAAAAAGUACAACAAUAAUGAAAGAAACCAUUGUAGUAUGUCUUUUGAGAAGCAUUGUUACCCAGCUUGCUCUGAAAAAAAAGGAAACUUUGAAAAUUAUUACCAAAAGAAAAUACCACAGAAAAAUAUCCAGAAAUAUCCAGUGAACCAGAUGGAUAAUAAUAUCCCUUUGGAAGAAUUGUAUUCUAAGCAAUCAAGAGACUUUGGAGUUGGAGAGAAUCUGAUGGAAAAAGGAGGAAUGUGUUCUUUAAAAGGCAAGCCUGGGUCUACUAAGAAAAUCUAUCUUGAUUCUUCAUUGAGCAGUCAGUCUACCAAUUACUCUCCAAGGCAAACAGAUAGUUGUUUCAGUUCUAGUCCAGAGAUGCCAUCUGAAGAUGAAACUGAAGUAUUGCAGCAAACUGAAGAUUCAAAUCGAAGGCAGUUUAUCCAAACCAAAGAAACAACUAAUAAUUUUUAUCUAAACAGUAUGUUAAAACUUCCAGGUGAUAUGAUUGUUAAAAAUAAUGCCAAGAUUGAUAAACAGAAUGAGAAUUCUAACGAGUUCUCAAGAGAAAGUAAUAGAGAGCAGUUUUCACAGUCUCAGUGUAAUUCAACACAAAUAUUGCAAAACAAAACCAAUAAUAACUGCAUUCUACUCGCUGCAAGAAGUGAUGCAUGGGUACAAACAGAGAGUGAACGUGUAACGGAAGAAAAAUUAGAUGCUGCCAUACAGUGUGAUAUAAUUUCAAAAUGUGCAUGUAGAAGUGAUAUGUCUUCCAUUUGUAAUGUUGAAAGAUGCAGUGGAAACAUAAAGGCAGAUACCACUGGAGGGCAGGAAAUCCUUAAGAACAAAUAA